ACAUAGGGGUGGAGGUAGUGUCUGAUAGAGUCCUUUCUGUGGGAGGAAUGUGUGGGAAAAUCCACUUGGGAAAGGAUUUAACAUAUUUUCACUGCUUGGGUAUAGAGAUACUUGAGAUUGUUUAAGAAGCUGAUAAUGUUGUCCAUCAGAACAAGAGAAGACAUUUGACCCCAAAUAAAGCCUUAUAUUGCAAAGAGGAGUGGAGAUCCUGAGUAAUAACCACACCCAUCAUGACCAGAGCAAAAGACACACUGCCUAGUAUACCCAGUGACCUGUGUGGAGGAGAAAGCAGGAGUGAUCGGCUCUUGACUAUAGGUGAUAGGGAUUCCUAGAACUGAGGACUUUGCAUUACUUUCUGGAUCUGGUGGGGCCAAGAGCUUGUGUAAAGUUGGUUUUAGAGGACAAAAAAAAAAAAAAAUCAAAUGGCUGUGUUUUCCACUAUUUUUUAAAAAGUGCUUUUGAAGACCUGAUGGAGUUAAUGAAACAAUUGCUUGCAUAUUAUUUCUGCUGAGACACACACUAUCUAAUUUAUCUUAUCUUGAUUGUGAGAGCCUGUGCCCUUAUGCUUUCUCAGAGAUACUUGGUCCACUGACCUGCAGGAGAAGCACAGGAUUUUUUAGCUCUCUUGGCAGAAAAAUGAAGCCUCUGCUUGGAACCUUUUAUAUCUUGGGGAUGCUGGUUCCUGGAGGGCUGGGAUAUGAUAGAUCCCUGGCACAACACAGACAAGAAGUUGUGGAUGAGACAGUGAGUCCACGGAGGAGCCUGGAGACAUAUUCCUAUAACAGAUACCACCCCAUGGAGGAGGUCUAUCAGUGGAUGAGUCAGAUAAGGGAGAAGUACACAGAAGUGGUGACACAGCAUUUCCUAGGAAUGACCUACGAGAGCCGGCCCAUGUAUUGUCUGAAGAUCAGCCAACCAUCCGAUAACCCCAAGAAGAUUAUUUGGAUGGACUGUGGAAUUCAUGCCAGGGAAUGGAUUGCUCCUGCUUUUUGCCAGUGGUUUGUGAAAGAAAUUCUGCAAAACUAUAAAGACAACUCAAGGAUAAGACGGCUCCUUAAGAACCUGGACUUCUAUGUUCUUCCAGUUCUUAACAUAGAUGGUUACAUCUAUUCUUGGACAACUGAUCGGCUUUGGAGGAAAUCCCGUUCGUCCCAUAAUAAUGGCACAUGUUUUGGGACAGAUCUCAAUCGAAAUUUCAAUGCAUCCUGGUGUAGUAUCGGCGCAUCUCACAACUGCCAAGAAUUAACAUUCUGUGGGACAGGACCCGUGUCUGAACCAGAGACAAAAGCUGUUUCCAGCUUUAUAGAGAGCAAGAAGGAGAACAUUGUGUGCUUCCUGACCAUGCACUCUUAUGGGCAGCUCAUCCUCCUGCCUUAUGGCUAUACCACAAAUAAACCAAGUAACCACGAAGAACUGAUCCAAGUUGGACAGAAGGCAGCAAAUGCAUUGAAAGCAAAGCAUGGAACCAAUUAUAGAGUUGGAUCGAGUGCAGAUAUUUUAUAUGCCACGUCAGGGUCUUCAAGAGACUGGGCCUGGGAUAUCGGGAUCCCCUUCUCAUACACGUUUGAGCUGAGGGACAAUGGUACCUAUGGUUUUGUUCUGCCAGAAGCUCAGAUUCAGGCUACCUGCGAGGAAGCCAUGGAGGCUGUGCUUUCAGUCCUGGAUGACGUAUAUGAGAAAUACUGGCACUCAAACAGCGCUGAAAAGGCAACAUCUACUGCUGUGGUGCUGAGCUUGCUAAUGUCCUUCAUGUCUCUUCUCUAAGCGCAUCCUCUCCAGGGCCGCUCAGCCCCAGUGAUGUGGACAGGACCACACGGAAGGUGUUUGUGGUUAUGGUGGAGCCAAAUAACUUAACUACAAAUACUUCCUGUUUCAAUAAAGAGGAAUCAUCUUUGUA
Messenger RNA from Vicugna pacos (alpaca), 1897 nucleotides. RefSeq names its product carboxypeptidase O (gene CPO). Gene Ontology annotation, molecular function: metallocarboxypeptidase activity; zinc ion binding. The record is from RefSeq and is a predicted model, not a curated record. Gene Ontology annotation, biological process: proteolysis. NCBI's taxonomy places the organism in Eukaryota, Metazoa, Chordata, Mammalia, Artiodactyla, Camelidae.